UGCAAACCAAAUGUAAUAAUAAUCAUGUAGUCACCGACACAAAGCUGUGAUGUUUCCAAGGCAGAGGUGCUGGGACGGAUGGUUCGGAUAUAGCAAUACCAUUCAGAACAAUAACAAUCAUAUUAAUAAUAAACAUCUCGGCUGCUUGGGGCAGGCAGGCAAGUCCAGACGAACCUCGCUGUCAACCAACCCCCCCCAAUCCCUGGGACAAGAACCAGAACCCCCUCCUUCUCCCUGCUUUAGACCCUGCUUGCUUUAGGAAGCGUUGACUCUGUCCUCUGCACGUCCCGUGUGAGCCGGAACCACCAGGUCCAAACCAGCACAAGAAGAGAACACAUGGGAGGGGGCAGGGGGAGCGCAGGUCAGUGGAAGUUGCAUACGGGGGGUGGGGGGUCGGGGGAUCCGUUUUGGUUGUCUAGCGGCACACCUUGUAGAAAUCAAAUCAACAGCAAAAUGGAAAAAUGCGUAAUGCAACACAGCUUUGUCUUUAAAUAUAUUUAGCAUCUUUCUUCUAAGAGUUUGUACAAAACGAAAAAUGGAAGACUGACAUAGGAAGGAGUAAAUGAGGUAAGGAGGAAAGGAUAAAAGAAGAGAAGCAUUAAGGAACAUGUUGAAGCUGGAAAUCGGAUAGCUGCUGCUGCAAAAAAAACCUGCUCUGGGAAUAAAAAUGUCUGCAUUCAGCGCAGUGCAGGAAAAACCCACAGAAAGAGCGCCUGCGCGUUUCUAACUAGCAUGAAAACAGGCCACGCGUUUCUUGUGUUACCGGGAAGGACCGGCAAUGACGGCAGAGCGGACCGUCGGUGCGUAAUUACGCAUUGGAGCGCACACAAACAUCCAUCCACGCUCCUCUUCCUCUUGCCUUCAGCACACAUUGAAUCCAUCCUGGUGGAAUAUCACAUCGCUGCAAGGACAUGUAGAAUAUCAGCGCGAGUGCAGUCCUUAGGAGGCUUGCGGAGGCUGCCCUUUCCCAUCCCAGCACCAGGACGUAGACGGAAGUCUCUGGGUCAGAUCGCAGGCGAGCGUCGGAGAGCCACCGUCACGUGACCCCCGAUGCCAAAUGGUCUUCAGGCCGUGGCUCUCAGCAAGGACCGGAGCACAAGAAGACGUGGCCACAUCCCCCAGACAUGCAGAAGACCACCUACUACGACAACUCCUCCACGCUUUUUGCUGGCUAUUCGUCCUAUCAGGUGCAGGGGGCGACGGCAGCGGCCAAUGGCUUUGGGGGUUAUGAAGUCCAAGAGUCUCAUCAUCAGCCGGCCUUCCAGUCCGCAACCCAUCUGGAUGUGGACUCCUUCCACCGCUCGGCAUGCUCUUUGCAGUCGCUGGGUGGUGGCGGCGGGCACCAGCAACUCGCCAAAAGCAAGGAGCUGAAUGGCAGCUGCAUGAGGCCCUCCCUGCCGCCUGAGCACCACACCGGCUCUCAAGCGUCCCCCACGCUGGCCCCCAAUUCCAGCGAUGGUAGUACCGCCGCUCAGCAGCCGGGUGGCAGUGCCGGAGCCCCUUUGGUCCCCAAAGCAGGCCCCAAUAAGUCCUCCUCCUCCUCUGCCUCAUCCUCAACUUCCUCCUCCUCCUCCUCGCUGCCCUCCAACCCAACUUUGGCCAAGCAGAUCUUUCCCUGGAUGAAAGAAUCUCGCCAAGCAACCAAGCAGAAGAACUGCUCACCCAGCAACACCUCCUGCAACGCAUCAGGUGGAGGUGAGAGCGGCAGCGGCGGGGAGAAGAGUCCCACCAGCGGGUCGGCGGCGGCGUCCAAGCGAGCACGCACGGCAUACACCAGCGGCCAACUCGUGGAGCUGGAGAAGGAGUUCCAUUUCAACCGAUACCUUUGCCGACCCCGGCGGGUGGAGAUGGCCAAUCUGCUCAACCUGUCUGAGCGCCAGAUCAAGAUCUGGUUCCAAAACAGACGCAUGAAGUACAAAAAGGACCAGAAAUCCAAGGGAUUAAGUUCCAGCUCAGGAGGGCCUUCACCAACCGGAUCACCCCCUCUGCCCAUGCAAUCCUCUGCCAGCUUCCUCAACUCGAUGCACCCCAUGGUAGGCGGCGGUGGGGGCGGAGGGUCGGGCUUCGAUGCUCCGUCUCCUCCAUCCUUUGGUAAAGCUCACCCAGGAGUGUCUUACUCCAUGUCCACUGCCUACUCCAAUCUCCCAAUGAAGGGCUGCCCUCCCCAACAGAAGUACAGUCACCAAGAACCAGACUACAGCAACCCCCAUCCUCACCAUGGCCUGGUGCAGGCCAACAAUGCCAGCUUUGGGACUGCCACUAACAUGCAGGCCAGUCCAGUCUACGUGGGGGGUGGCAGCUAUGUGGAACCUAUGACCGGCUCCGGGCCUUCUAUGUACGGCUUGAACCACCUCGGCCCCACGCCACCCCAUCACCAAACCGUGGACUACAAUGGUGUGGGGUCCAUGUCGGCCGCGAACCAGCAUCAUGUGAGUGGAGGGGUCCCCCCGGGUCCCUGUGAGCCGCCCACGCAUCCGACAUACGAAGAGCUGUCAGCGCACCAUACCUCGACUCAGGGCAGAAUCCAAGAAGCACCCAAGCUCACUCACCUGUAGUGGACUCGGACCAACGCCAGGGCAGACCACACAGAACAAGUAAUGUGACUCGUUAACAGACUUAACUAACACGUGGGGGGGUCACCUGUAGGGAAAGAGAAAAGACAGAGUGGAGCGAUUCAGUGGUUUGUUCUCCACCGUUUUCCAGCGCUUAUCCUGUUUCAUCGGUGACCAAGAAUAAACCACACCCGCCACCGCUCGCUGACACGAGGCAGUAGAGGACGUAUUGGGGGCGUAACCGCACCCCGUCGUCAUGGUUUGGUACGUACUUUGAUUUUAAGCAGGGAUGCUCCGAUCAGGGCUUAUGCUGCUGAUUCCGAUACGGAUACCGAUCACAUGGAUGAAGUGUAAAUGUUUCAAUGUACUGAUAAUGAGUGAUAUUGGCGAGGGGUGCCAUGUAAGAGGGAAAAGUUUGGACAGUUCCAAGGUCCCCAAAAAAUAGGUCAUUAUAAAAAAAUAAAAGGCAGGGGGGCCCAACGGGAUUUGUUCUUCAUCCUAGCUGCACCCCUGCUAUUGGCUGCAUGAUACGGAAAAAGGAAGCAUAGAAUCACCUUCAUUUAGACAAAAACCUAUUUUUAAGAGAACAUACGUCACUGGUGAAGCUCCCAGAGGAGGAGACGGCGUCUUUAAGGAGACUUUGUGUGUGAGAGUGCAUCAGUGGAGCUCUGGCACCACUUCCAGGUAGCACGUACGGUAGGUGGCUCGAACAGUCGAGGAAGCCGCCGCCUUCCACCGCUGACAAAGGCCGCCCAUCUCGCGUGAUGAAUUCAGGCAUUUUUGGGCUCAUUAGCUUCGCCUUCUGACUGUCACGCGCGUACAGGCGACCGUCGUCCAGCGUCUUGGCUGCGUUAGCUGCCGUCUGACUGAUGAUCACACCGUGGGCCUCCACAACUCACCAUACUCCGUCAAGUGUUUGUUCUUCAAAUGCCACAUUAAAUGAAAGCUUUUUGAUAACACUCUUUGAUAUCACUCUCACAAUUGGCAGGCAAGUGUUGCACGGCGGACAUGUUUGUUUUGGCUCUGGCACGCCUGCGUAGUGUGGAGGAAAGUGGGCGGGAACGUUAGAGCGAGACACUGCAGCAUCGUGAUGACGUGCCAGCCACAAGUGAUCGGCUUUUGUGAUCGGCGCUGAAGGGCAUUUAUCGGCAUCGCAUGCUUUUCCAUGGAAAUCAGCAGAUACUGAUCAGUGGCCGAUCGAUCAGAGCAUCCCUAGUUUUAAGGUCGUGGGUCAUUUUGGGAACAGUAAGGUAGUAAAUCCAUGCAGCUUUGUCAUGUCCCAUAGACAGCCAAGUGGUUUGAUAUCACUAUGUGGAAGAGACAUGCAGGAAAGAAAUAUUAGGAGGGGAGCUUUGAUACCUCGUUACUUCAUCAUCGAUAAGCAAACCCCCUUGGUUGCUCAAGUUGCUAUUUGGCUUUCAUCGAAACAAAAGCGCCAAAGAUGCUUGGAGUAAAAGGUCCAGCAGGUCUUCCAAAUGGAACACGCGUGUUGAAGGCGGUGACUGAUUUAUCACGGCGAGCUGGCUCAGCUGCUGAGCUGCCCCCAAACCACUGACUCGUGUUCCUCCUCUCUUUUCACCCCCCGCCCUAAAUGUCUGUACCAAGGCUAUGUCCAUGCCAGCACGCAUCUUUUUGAAAGAGACAUAUUUUGCUCUGUUUGUUUUGUCCUUGCGUGGUCCCACCUGGGUUUGUGCUUAAAAACUGAGGGUUAGGGUUCAUCCAGAACGUUAUUGAAGUCUAAUUCAUGAUUGGAUUUUUUCUUUUAUUACAAUCGUACAACCGAACAAUCGUUAUUAUUUCCCUUAUCACCAUACCGGGCAACCUUCCCGUUUCCCCGGGAAACUCCGUAUUUUGCUCUUCUUUCCCGUAUUUCCUGCAAUUUCCUCGUGUUGUAACUUUUUUUUUUAAUUUUCAAUGUAUUUAAUUAGCAAAGGAAAGAAAAAGGAAGACGAAACAACCCCCACUCCUCCCCAGUCCAGCUCCACAAAACCCCAAAAGAUGCAAUAAAAAUCCACACAAAACAAUUGAAGAAAAGAAAAGACACACAAAUACAACACCAAAAAUAAGUCAAAAUAAUAAUACGGUAAUCAUGAUAAUAAUCAUGAUAACAACAAUAAUAUAAAAAUAUAAAUAAAACAUACAAUAAAAGUCACACUAAUAAAAUAAUAAAAACAAAUAUACAUAACAUUUUUUUGAAAUGACCAACAUGAGAACGACAAUGAUUCUCUCCGUUACUGCCAGAGUAGGUCCGGUCGGUCUGCUCGGCCUUCAAAAUAAAAGCGCAGCAGCAGAAUAACACAGUCACGCCACAAUAGGCAGUCGGGUUUGAUCAAAAUGUCCCUUAUUUUCCCUCAGUCUUUCUUAUUUGCAGAAAAAUUCUCUUAUUUCCAAAUGCAAAUGUUAACAGGUAUGUUCGAAAAUAUGGAAAAAAACAUUCCUUCGAUGAACACACUGAAUCCUCGGGUAAGAUGUCACUACACUGAUGAAAAGAUGUGUUCAAAUGCGCAACCAAGUCAGCUGUGGUUCCUUUUCCAGGCUUCUGUUUGGCCAAAAUGAACGUGAGAUGUUUGGAGCAGUGGAGCUGAAAAUGUGCAUUUUAGCAAACGUUGGUGUUGGUGUGGACAUGGCCUUGACAAAUGGUGUCCUAUAUCUCAGAAUAGCACACGCCCCCUGAAGAGGGCAAGGUUCUCAUGCGCUGACGAUACGUCCAGCUGCAAGGCUAGCCCGGCUUCCCUGGACGACGCAUCAGCCUUUGACACACAGCGAGGCUAAGCUAGUUUGCUGUUGUUGACGCGUGCAGCGGCUUACUUUGUUCCUUCUUUUGGCACAUCACGGAUACAGGGUACACGAGAGCGGAGAAUACUAUUUAUUUACGUCGGGGUGCCCUUUUUCUCCCUCUCUUUCACUUCUAGAAGGCUUUGCGUCCAUCGACGGGCACCGGUUCUUGUUUUUUUGGGUCAUAUCUUGACUCUUCCAAUGGAUACAGGGUAUAUCGUGUUUGAAGACAAAUGCAUGUCACAGGAAUCUGAGCUGAGGUGUGCGGCACAUUUUUGAAAAGCACCGAGGUUUAUUUGCUUGGAGCGUCUGUGGGAGGAGUUUGGGACAAUCCACGCUGAGUGAAAGGAAGGAUGUGGAUGUCCCACGCGUGUUUGGCCCACUUGGCGCUCCUUGAUGUUCUGGGAAUAUACUGGUGUGAUUAUUUUGAAAGGUGCAGACUUACCACGAAGGCUCUUCACGUCUGUGCAUCGUUCUUGCACUUAGAGUUUACAUUUUGAUGGCUAACAGAAAAAAAAGGAAAAAAAUCAAACGUCAUUUUGAGGACGGAAGGCCCUCCAAUCAAAGAGUCUUUCGCAAAUGUGCGUACAAGUGAGCAUCAAAUAUUUAUUUGUUAUAGCCAGUUUUGUAUUAUCAUUAUUUAUCCUUCAUGUAUUUAUAUUGAGAAAAAGACUGUAAUUUUCUAGCAUUUACUGUUAUGAAAGAAAAAAAACAGCAUUGUGUUUCUUCUUGUCGAUUGUACUGAAGUUACGUUUGAGUUCUUGUACUUUGAUAGGAAAAAGGUAGUUUUUAAGUUCCUACAGUGACCCUUGUACAGAAAUGUCUUGACAUGUACGGGGGACAUGCAGGGCGGGGCUUGGCACCCGUCCAUGCGUACGGAGGAUUUUGGCAAAGUAAUACCUGGAAAAGAAAAAAAAAAGAACAAAUGGCGUUUUUAUUUGCCCUUUAGCAACUUUUAAUUUGUUGUUUCGAGUUGUCUGUCCAGCGAUUCCUGAAUAAAAUGUUACUUUAUUGGGACUGUUUAAAGGUACAGGGUUUGAAUAAGCAAUGAAUAAAAUAUCAACAUUCCCAAAUUCACAACCUUGUCUGAAAAGUCUGUAGAGAAGAUGACCUUGACCUUGAUGUCAAAUGCAUCCCACAUGUCCACGACCCUGCAUGCCAGGAAGGAUUGGAGGUUGUUUACUGACAUGCAAGGCAGCCCCUAGGAAGGAAGUGAAUGCUAAAAGGUAAUACAAAUACAUGCUGU
Messenger RNA from Dunckerocampus dactyliophorus (ringed pipefish), 6573 nucleotides. RefSeq names its product homeobox B3a (gene hoxb3a). The transcript is spliced from 4 exons. Gene Ontology annotation, cellular component: nucleus. Lineage: Eukaryota; Metazoa; Chordata; Actinopteri; Syngnathiformes; Syngnathidae. The record is from RefSeq and is a predicted model, not a curated record. Bases 1125 to 2555 code for a protein of 476 amino acids. Gene Ontology annotation, molecular function: DNA-binding transcription factor activity, RNA polymerase II-specific; RNA polymerase II cis-regulatory region sequence-specific DNA binding. Gene Ontology annotation, biological process: regulation of transcription by RNA polymerase II.